Diatraea saccharalis (sugarcane borer) is the source of this 387-nucleotide messenger RNA. Lineage: Eukaryota; Metazoa; Arthropoda; Insecta; Lepidoptera; Crambidae. The record is from the annotation of a GenBank genome assembly.
AUGUGUAUUGUUUUGUUCACAGACUUGACUCAGAGCCAGAUGCUAUGUCGGGGAGUUUCCACCCACAAAGUGGGCGGUUUCCGUGGGCACACACCACGAAUCUCUUUUACAAACAAAGAUGAGCCAGAGCCACAUGAGACUCGCAGAAAAUCAGCGAGCAGUCGUCUGGGCAGUUCGCCUAGGCCGAGUAUAGCGAGUGACGAUAGAGCCGAUGGUAUGGUGCUCAGGUAUGUUAGAUCCCUUCUAGGACUUCAGCUGUUUAUAUCCGGCAUAGAUGUUUCACAGGGAUACCUUUUAGAACCUCAGCUGUUCAUAUCCGGCAUAGAUGUUUCACAAGGGUGUCUUUUAGGUCAGUUUUCCAUAAUGUACGUUACGAUGUUUUACUAA